GUUUGCAUCCACAGCGACAUGCCACGCCGCCGUCAAGAGCCGCUCCAGUCGGCCUUUGCUUGUCGGCCAUGGCCAUCCAUCCAUGCACAAAGGGCGGUUUCCGACAAGAAAAGACACGACAAGACAGACGUCGAUGGCGCAUCCAAGCAGCCGUGA
Messenger RNA from Bipolaris victoriae FI3, 156 nucleotides. RefSeq lists its product as hypothetical. The transcript has a single exon. NCBI's taxonomy places the organism in Eukaryota, Fungi, Ascomycota, Dothideomycetes, Pleosporales, Pleosporaceae. The record is from RefSeq and is a predicted model, not a curated record. The annotation marks the transcript as partial.